This is a messenger RNA of Tachysurus vachellii, 3227 nucleotides long. It is a transcript of the gene fbxo40.1, whose product is annotated as F-box protein 40, tandem duplicate 1. Gene Ontology annotation, molecular function: zinc ion binding; ubiquitin protein ligase activity; protein binding. Bases 180 to 2204 code for a protein of 674 amino acids. Gene Ontology annotation, cellular component: cytoplasm. NCBI's taxonomy places the organism in Eukaryota, Metazoa, Chordata, Actinopteri, Siluriformes, Bagridae. The transcript is spliced from 4 exons. The record is from RefSeq and is a predicted model, not a curated record.
GCAAAUUUAAAUACACAGUCUUUCAGCAACAAAGCAGGACACAAGCAACAUACUGGCCGGCUGUAGGACAACCUUCAUAUUGACCUACAAGUCUGAUACCAUGAUAUAUAUUUUCCUGCCGUGUUAACCUGACAGUAUAAUUCCAUGAUCAAGCUUUGAUGACCCACUGAUUUAUAGAUAUGGGAAGACAAAGGACUUCAGGAUCCAAACUUCAUACACACUGCGAAAGCUGCCACAACAGACGCUGUAAAGUUUCCAUAGAGAUCUCUGUAUCAUGCAUGAUAAUCAACUGCCGCUUGCUGUGUGGAGCGUCAUUUCACAUGUGCAAAGAGGAUGAGCACAUACUGCUUUGUCCUAAUGAAAAGGUGCCCUGCAUCAACGCGUACUACGGCUGCCCUUUCACAAUGUGUCGCUCGAAGCUUGCCAAACACCUGGAAGUGUGUCCUGCUAGUGUGGUGGUCUGCUCCAUGGAGUGGAACCGAUGGCCCAUUGAAGAUUCAGAGCCUCCUGAGUUCUACAAAAAUAUCUUAAAUGAGAACUACACCCAGGAGCCUCUGGAUCUUUCCAUGGCGCUGCGAGAUCAGAGGCAUCUGUUUCAGUCACUCAAAAUGAAAAAUAUUUUUCCUGAACUUAUUGAGAAGAUAGAGGAGAAAUCUGUCAUUCAAGAAAUUGAGGGAGCUGUUGGAGGGGCACCUAAAGAUGCACAAGAAGACUUAACAUCUAUAAUUGAUCUCUCAGGUCUUGAACCUGAGGAGAGGGAGUUAACUCAGGAAGAAAGAGAGGCAAUAGCAAGGGACACUAAUGUAUCAGGCAUCGGAAUGUAUGACGCUUGGGAGAGGAUGUUCAGUAUGGAGCUGAGUGGUUGCAAGCAGACAGUUAAAACACUAGGCAUCAACCCUGCUUCCAGUAGCACUGAGCUGAAACGGCAAGAAAAUCUGAGCAAAUUAGAAAUACUUAAAGAGGAGAUGGAAACAACAAUGGGGAAUUCAGACACGUUCACUUAUAUGCCACAUUUCAAUCCAUAUGAAAUGGAUGAAGAUAAAUUUUUGAUAGCAGCAUCUUUAUAUGCUUGUGACACACGUCCAAUAAAGACAUUUGUAUAUGAACAUUUGGAACCCAUGAAGAUCAAAACUGUGAGAACAUUCAGAGUUCCCACCAGCUUCAACGCAAGGCCAAGUCGUAUACGCAAUCCUUUUCAUUACAAAAAAGAUACAAAAGCUGUGGACACAGCAGACCUGAGCACUCAAAAUGAGGAAAAGCCAAAAUGGGAUGAGGUUCAAGCAACCCUACUGUGUUCUCUGGAGAAGGAACUCAGAGGACACCUCAUUGCAGAAGCCAGUGCUGCAGAUGCGCUUCUUAAGGAUGAAGGAACUCAGACUUAUGACUUUUACUCUGCUCCUUUCAAAGCAAAUGCAUCACUGGCGGAUCUCACAGCAGACAGAGCGCUGCAGCUUCAUGUACAGAUACAUACAGAGAGUGUCACCAAUAGGCAUAACAAAUGUAGCUCUGCAUUCACAUACCUUUGCAGCCACUCAUACAGACGAGAUGAGUUUUCUUCUCAUUAUAAGAACGUUCAUGCAGACAUCCAGUUCUGUUUAAAUGGCUGGUUUCAACACAGGUGUCCUCUGGCUUAUUUGGGUUGUACCUUCAGCCAGAGGCAACUAAGGCCUUUCACGCACAAAGCCAUGGUCUCCUAUGACAAAGACCUCAGCACAUUCACUCUCAGACCCGAAGUGCCAUCCAUUCUCUAUGAAGGUGUGGCAAAUGUGACUACGGAGAGGAAGCGAGCACGGAACCAGGAUGCUCUGAGCAAGUUGCCUUUUGAGAUUCUCAUCCACAUUGCUGGGUUUCUGGACAGUUUUACACUGUCUCAGCUGGCUCUUGUAUCCCGGUUGAUGAGAGAGGUGUGUGGGGUUUUGCUGCAAGAAAGGGGCAUGGUCUCAAUCAAGUGGGAGAAGAAAAUCUACUCACAUGGUGGAUGGUGCUGGAGAACUAGACAUAAGGUCUGGGAAUUCAGCAACUUGUUUUACCCUGUGGAUAACUGGUGCUUGGAUAAUUUCCCUUCAAUGUCUGAGCAUCUAAAGGUCUGCCCCUAUUAUGAGAAGGAGAACAGAACAGAUCCUGUACCCUUAACUGGUGUCUUUGAUUGUGAAGAAGAUGAGAAAGCGCAGAGUCUUGUGUCCAUGUUUAUCAGGAAUCAGUGACAUUUGUUGAGGAAAUGUGUUGAGAUUAUUAAUAACAGGGUGGUGUGAUGCAGCCUCAUGUUAGUUACUGUUAAGACUCUAAAACUGAUUAUUUUCCAAUAAUGACAUGUCCCAAAAUGUUUUAUCCCACUUAUACUGCAGCAAUUUGAGUACAAUUUUCAGAAUUUAUUAAAGAACUUUUUAACCAUUUACAGACACAUCUAAUGAUGUGGAAUGCUGCAAAACAAUAGACAAACAAAAUGCUGUCCUGGAGAGUUGCAACAAAAACCUAUGACUGUUACACUGGAGACUUCUUCCAUUAAUUUUCUAUAUAACGAGAACAUUUUAAUAUUAUUAAACUAGAAAGUUAGCAGGGGGCACGGUGGCUUAGUGGUUAGCACGUUCGCCUCACACCUCCAGGGUUGGGGGUUCGAUUCCCGCCUCCGCCUUGUGUGUGUGGAGUUUGCAUGUUCUCCCCGUGCCUCGGGGGUUUCCUCCGGGUACUCCGGUUUCCCCCCGGUCCAAAGACAUGCAUGGUAGGUUGAUUGGCAUCUCUGGAAAAUUGUCCGUAGUGUGUGAUUGCGUGAGUGAAUGAGAGUGGUGUGUCCUGCGAUGGGUUGGCACUCCGUCCAGGGUGUAUCCUGCCUUGAUGCCCUAUGACGCCUGAGAUAGGCACAGGCUCCCCGUGACCCGAGGUAGUUCGGAUAAGCGGUAGAAAAUGAAUGAAUGAAUGAAUGAAUGAAUAGAAAGUUAGCCAUUACAAUAAAAUGAGGAAUAAAUGCAUUAAAAUAAACCUGUGAUUUGCCUUGCAGCUAGCAAUACAUUACAUUUCUAAACCCAUCAAUGGCACGUCCAUUACCGUGAUCUCUGGUCCUGAUUAAUGACUAGACUUCAAUGAACCAUGAAUGAUGUCACACUUCCACCCCCUCUAUUAUAAAGCAAUAUUAGCUUAAUCAUUUUACAUUGUUUUCCUUAUAAUGGAUGCUGUUUGAGAAUGUAAAAGAGCAUAAGAGGUUAAUAAAAGUGAAUAAUUUGAACACUUAA